AUGGAUUUUGUGAACGUUUUUGUAACUUCUGACCUUACUUCAUCGGAGCGACGAAUUUGUCUGAGCUGGACUAUAGAAUUCUUCAAGUCGCGAUUGGAGUUAAUCACUGGAGUUUCAACACUGGAUCAAAAGAUUUGGAUCUAUAAAUCAGCUGACGCCGCUGAGCGCGAAGAGAUGACAGCCGUAGGAUCACAAACUCUCAGUGCAUAUAAUAUUAGACCACACACAAGAAUACAUGUUGAUGAUACGAACGCUAAGUCAGUGCUGAGAGAGUUAGAAGCAGAAUUCAGCGAUGAUACUGGCCAACAUUACGUGAUGGCAGAUGAGAAAUAUAAACAACGCAGGGAGAGUGUACUUAAAUGGAAAAAGGAGAAUUGUUAUGGUGAAUUCGACCCCCACUUUCAAACGAGGAAUCCUUUAUCAGCUCAGGAGAUCGAAAACGAGACCAGAUUUCUCAAAGUGGGGCAAUCGUGUGAAGUCUUGAAUGGAAAUACAUCUAAAUCUGGUGUAAUAAAAUUCGUUGGAAAAAUUGAUGAGAUAGACAAUGGCAGGUGCAUAUGGGUUGGUGUCGGGCUGGAUUUGCCUUUAGGGAAAAAUGAUGGUAGUUUAAAGGGAAAGCGAUAUUUUGACUGUGAAAAAAACCAUGGAUGCUUUGUCAAACCCUCCAAAAUCCGAUUGACACAUUUCGACCCAAUGUUGUCUUCUCCAAAUAUUGAAGAUGAAAUUUAA
Messenger RNA from Ogataea angusta, 729 nucleotides. RefSeq lists its product as uncharacterized. Gene Ontology annotation, molecular function: protein binding. The transcript has a single exon. The record is from RefSeq and is a predicted model, not a curated record. Lineage: Eukaryota; Fungi; Ascomycota; Pichiomycetes; Pichiales; Pichiaceae. The coding region runs from base 1 to 729 and encodes 242 amino acids.